Molecule: messenger RNA, 3713 nt
Organism: Durusdinium trenchii
Lineage: Eukaryota; Dinophyceae; Suessiales; Symbiodiniaceae
Source: the annotation of a GenBank genome assembly
CAGACAUCUAAUUACUGUAGAAGGCCUCAGGGGCCUCAGGAGGCCCAAUCCAUUUCUGUUGGCUCUUUGACGCAGCUUUGAUGGCCAAGCUGCUGGAGAGCCUUCAGCGCUUGGAGGAGGAGCUCCACAAAGCAAUCCAAGAGGUGCGCACACAGGUGCGAGAGUUGGAUGGGCCAGAUGACAAGCCAGAGCAGAUAGAGGAGGCUGCAACCACAAGUGUGGAUAUAUUUCAGCAAGAACCUCCGGCUGUGAUGGAACAAGUGAUGCGAGACUGGCCCGGAACCAUCAAGCCUGAGAUGACCAUCCGUGCCAAGCAGCAUGCCGCAAUCCUGCACGAGACGGAAAACAGCGAGCAGCUGAAUUUGCAGCUAAGUCCACAUUUCAUGGAGCUUUCUAUGCGAUCAGGUGGUGUUGUCAAUGAGCUUUCGAGAGACUUUGUGAUAACGCCUAUGUCAAGAUCAAGCAGGGUCGACUUGGACUUGCUGGAGGCCCAGCAGCCUAGCUGGGGUGUGGUCAGGCCGCAUUCCAGGAUGCGCAUUUCAUGGGACCUCGUUGGCACCUGUCUUAUUCUCCUAGAUGUGAUCAUCCUCCCAUUGAGCUUGGCGUGGGGGUUUGAGACGGAGCCAAUGCGGCCGGCAGUCACCGUAGAGGAGGCGUUCCUGGCGGUCUUUGCUUGGCUUAAUUUGCUAUUCUGGCCAGCGGAUUUGUUGUUGAAUUUCAACACGGCCUUCUACAUGCAAGGGUCUUUGAUUACGCGGCGAUCGAACAUCGCGUGCCACUAUCUUCGCCGCUGGUUGGCGUUCGACAUUUGCGUGGUAGCUGUGGAUUGGGUCAUGGCAAUCACAACGAGCUUCAGCAAUGAUACAGAGAGCGGCUAUCUUCGGUCGCUGCGCUCUGCCCGCUACUUGCGCGCCCUGCGGAGCAUCCGGAUCCUCCGCAUUGUCAAGUCGCGCAGGGUGAACGUCAUGAUCGAAAAUUGGGUGAUUGGGCUGGGCCAGCAAUGGCUAAUCCUGGCCUUCAAUGUUUGUCGGAUGUUGGCCUCCAUCUUGCUGACUGCACAUUUGCUGGCCUGCUCCUGGUUUGCUGUGGGCACUGCUGUGUCUGGCUUCCGUGAGAGCUGGAUCGAUUUGGCGGAGAUUUGGCCAGAAGCAGGUCACGUUCAAUAUAUUCACGCCUUGUCCUGGGUGGUUCAGCCGCCCUCAGUGCCAGAGUCUAGGAUUUUGGGCAGCGGGAGCUUUGAAGAGAGGCUAGUUUCUAUCCUCAUGGUGGUGGUGACGGUCCUAAUCAUUGGCUCCUCAUUGUCGAUCCUCACGGGGACUUUGCAGGAGAUCCGCACCAUCAACAAUGAACGCAGCCGCAAGCGAAGGGAGCUGCGGACCUAUCUUCAUUCCCGAGCAGCGCCCACGGAGCUGGUGAUGCGCAUCAUGAGCUUUGCUGAUUACAAGCUCGAGCGGCAUUCGCCUGUCACUUACGACAGUGACCUAAUCUCCCCACUGCUGGACGCUGAGUUGGCAGUGUGGCAAAAGGGCCACAUCAUGAGAAUCCACCCCACCUUUGACCUUGUCAGCACGGCCUUUCCAAAAGUCUUUGCGGACAUCUGUUGUGCAUUGCAAAAACAGUUGUAUUAUGAGGGCGAAUCAGCUUUCCUUGCGGGGCUGCUGGCCGAGUCAAUGCACAUCACAAGCCACGGAGCCUUUGUGGUCUAUGAUGCGCAUGGAGAGGAGCUGGAGAGGUACAACAACAAGCACGAGUUUUUCUCAGAGGUUGCUUUGUACGUCGAGACCGUCAUGCACGAUAGCACUUUGCAGAUUGAAUCCUUUGCAGAAGUCUACACACUGAGUGGGACAGAUGUGGCAACCAUACUGCUCCACUCUCCCAUUUGUGCCGGCAUGUUUGUGGAGUACGCCAAGGAGUUUGUUGCCACAUAUGCUAAGACGGCUGUGCACCAUCAGAAGUCCUUACGUACGACCUUGUCGCGCAAUCUCUCGGUGGCAUCCUGGAAGCUGGAUAUGAACUGUGCUCAUCGAGCUUUGAAGGUGAACUCCUUCUACAUGGACCUGCACUUGCACAAAGAGAAGGUCCUGCAAAAUGUCCGCCUUUCGGGCAGUGAUGUCGGUGCUGAUCCUGUGAAGCCCACAGCACCGGAGGAAGCAGACACUCUCAGCGAGCAGAUGACGCCCAAACGAAGCCAAGCGUCGAAGGCUUCAGGGAGUGAAGUGGGCACAAUGCCCCUGGACGGCGACCUUUGGCACAAUUGGCCCCUGGAUAGUGACCUGCAGCAUGAAGCUGCAGCUGAAAAGCAGGAAAGAGAGGAGGUCCCACAUCUGAGCCGUCAGCUGGUGAAGAGCAUCAUGCAGGGGCAGGCCCUUGACGUCGAAGACCUGCAAGAGGCCUUCCUGGAGCUGCACCCAGAGCGGGGCUUGCAUAACAUGUACUCCCAGCAGAAUGAGAUGGAGAAGGCCAUUUGUUCUUGUUAUUGCUUGGCAGCCUUGGUGGCGGACGACUAUGAGACGUACACGGAGCCGCAGCAGGAUGCGGCCAAGCUGCACCGCAGCCAGUGGGAACAGCUCCGCAGUAUCCUGCAUUGGGCAGCGCCCACGGAGGACAUGCUGGAAGCGGCCUUCUUCCUGCUGGCAGUGCGAAGCAUUGGCAAAUGCAGGGCGGUGACACGGCAACUGCCUCCAGAGAGUCAAAAGCCCGAAGAGGCGCUUCUCGCCAUCCUGAACAACUACACCAACAUGGUUCCAUCCUUCGAGCGUCUAAGCCCGUCCGGCCAGUCCAUGGUGGUGAAAUCCAUGCAGCUGCAGCGCGGCUUCAGCUUCCCACAGAUGCUCCAGGGCGAAAACGUGCCGGCAAACCUGAUGCAAUUGCGGCAUUUCCUGGACGAAAACGGCGGUGCAGUCAUUUUGAAGUUCUAUGUGGUGUUUCUUCUGGGCUUUCUAAGUGCGCUUCAAGGAGGCCAUGGCUCCCUCUUCAUGACCCAUUCCAACGCCAAGAACAUCUACUUGGGUUUGAGCACAGUCCAGUAUGUGCUGGAGAAAGAGCCUGGAUUCCUGUACUGGACGUACAUCUACCAGCGCGGCACUCUCUUGAAGCGUGUUGCUCGAACAAGCCAGGACUUGGCGAUUCUGCGUCUUGCUUGCCUAUGCCGUGCGCGUAAUGGGCACGACUAUGAUGAGCUUCAAAAAGCUUAUCAUGAGUUGGAUGAGCAUCAACGAAAUGUGCUAACAAGCCAUUUCCUUCCAAGUGGCAUCAAAUCCUCGGCCAUCGUCUUUGAGUUCCUCCCACUUUGCUUGGAAAAUGCGAAGAAGAACCCACAUGUGAGCGUGCCUGGCCUUUUGGAUGUGCUGGUGUCCCUGAUCGAAGCAACCUGGGCUAGCUCUUUCAGUCACAAGAUCACGACCAUUGAUCUCUCCAACUUGGCGGGUUUCAUCCUGGUAUUGCAAAACCCUUUCGUCUUCCAGACGUGCCUCUCGCGAUCCAAGCUGCGGCUAAUCAAAGAUCAGGACUAUCAGCUUGAUCUGACAGAGGAAAAUUGGAACCGCGUGAACGAAAAGCCCACUGAUGUCAGUGCCGUGGCUUAUGCGGUCCGCGACAUUCUUCACCAGCAGAAGCAAAAUGCCAACCCAUUUGUCAGCAUGUGAAUAUGAGCCAGAGCCAUGACCACGAGCAUCGUCUCACGUGCCGGUGACAGUGGUGGUGAAGGUUUGGGC